CAACACCCACCCGGCACUCAACGAUGCAUAAGUGGGUUUUGGGUUGCAGUUUGGGCACUCGGUCUCUAAAAGGUUCGCCAUCACUGUGCUAGACCUUCAGCACUUGUGAAUGCAGGCAGCCCUCCAUCCUAUUCCUAAGACUACUUCCAUUGGUGGAUGCCCAACCAGGGCGAACUUGAAGAAGCAAGAUUGUCCCUAUUGCAGAUGGAUGCAGGUCUUCCAUCCUUGCCCUAGGGCCCACCAAGAUGGCUUCUAUGCAUCUCCUGCAGGUCUCUUGUUCCCCCAUUUGCGGGGGAUGGAAAGGUGCCCUUGGCAAGAUCAAAGCCUUCUCUUCCCUCUGGGCUCCGCCCCCUCUUCUUUAGCCACGCCCCCUCGCUCUUGAAGGGAACGCCUAGUCAGAGGAGGAGGGUGGGGCAGCGCCCCUCGCCCAGGCGAGACUUUUGGGCUCCGCCGCGCUCUCAUUGGCUACUUUUAGCCCCAGCCCACCAGCACGUCCAGGCGGCUCGUCCAAUCGCAAGCCUCGAGAUUCUCCGCAUUUUUUCCCCAGCCCGCUGAGAGCGAACCCCUUUUUUUCUUGUUAAUACUUUUGGCCUUUCCCGGCUGCCGUCCGGACCUAGCGCGAAUCCUCUCUGGCCGGGGAAGCACCGAAGGAGCGCAGCUGGCGCGCAGAAAGAACGGUGCACCGGGAAAGGGGGGAGGGGGCCCGCCGGCUCCCUUCCUCCGCAGCCGCGAUGUCCGCCCUCAGCUGGAAGCCGUUCGUCUACGGUGGACUGGCCUCGCUCGUGGCCGAAUUCGGCACCUUCCCUGUGGAUCUCACCAAAACACGACUUCAAGUGCAAGGACAAAGCAUUGAUUCCCGUUUCCGAGAGAUCAGAUACCGGGGCAUGUUCCAUGCCUUGUUCCGCAUCUCCAGAGAAGAAGGCAUUCUAGCAUUAUACUCUGGCAUUGCACCAGCUUUAUUAAGACAAGCAUCUUACGGCACGAUCAAGAUUGGUAUAUAUCAGAGUUUGAAACGACUUUUUGUGGACCGUUUAGAAGAUGAAACGUUAUUGAUCAAUGUCAUCUGCGGGGUGAUUUCAGGCGUCAUCUCCUCUGCUCUGGCUAAUCCAACAGAUGUACUAAAGAUUCGAAUGCAAGCUCAGGGCAGCCUGUUCCAAGGAGGCAUGAUUGGAAGCUUCAUAGACAUCUACCAGCAAGAAGGCACGCGGGGCCUCUGGAGGGGUGUGGUUCCCACUGCUCAGCGAGCUGCUAUUGUGGUAGGAGUUGAGUUACCAGUCUAUGACAUCACCAAGAAACACUUAAUACUUUCAGGACUCAUGGGGGACACAAUCCUCACACAUUUUAUCUCCAGUUUUACCUGUGGACUGGCUGGUGCCAUAGCUUCCAACCCCGUGGAUGUGGUUCGAACUCGCAUGAUGAAUCAGCGGGCCAUCGUGGGAAGCGUGGAGCUCUAUAGGGGAACAAUGGAUGGCCUGCUAAAGACUUGGAAAAGCGAGGGCUUCUUUGCACUUUACAAAGGCUUCUGGCCAAAUUGGUUGAGACUUGGCCCCUGGAAUAUCAUUUUUUUUAUCACCUACGAGCAGCUGAAGAGGCUCCCUUUCUAAGGUGCCCAUUUGGAUUGGCAACCCAGCUGUCCUUCCUGCUCCUCUCCAUUUCUGCAUCUUCACGUAUUUCUUUUUCUUUUCUUUUCUUUUUGUCUACAUGGACUUUGUUUUACCCUCCAGGUGCUGAGUGCCCAGUAUUGGGAGGGUGGCUUCAGGGGAGGGGGAGAAUGGGUCCACAAAUGCAGUAUUCAGUGCCCAGUGCAUGUGCUUUCCCCCAAGGAAGACGGUGGAACGUGGAGGGAGAGCACUUAUGUCUGUGUUUGUAUCUUCCAUGAAGAGCGUUUGAGUCAGAAAUCCUUUUCACUGACAUGUGGCUUUUGCAGCAGGCAAUCCCUCUCCCUUUGGCUAAUGCCAAAGGGAGAAAUAUGGGGGCUGCUGCAGUCCUUCUUCCAGUGUCAUAUAACCCUAUUAAAACUAUUUAUUGGAAUCGAA
Molecule: messenger RNA, 2036 nt
Organism: Crotalus tigris (Tiger rattlesnake)
Lineage: Eukaryota; Metazoa; Chordata; Lepidosauria; Squamata; Viperidae
Gene: SLC25A14
Product: solute carrier family 25 member 14
Exons: 9
Coding region: 732-1604 (290 amino acids)
Biological process (GO): mitochondrial transport
Cellular component (GO): mitochondrial membrane
Source: RefSeq, a predicted model, not a curated record